This is a messenger RNA of Pieris napi, 3904 nucleotides long. It is a transcript of the gene Mod(mdg4), whose product is annotated as protein tramtrack, beta isoform. Bases 184 to 1518 code for a protein of 444 amino acids. Gene Ontology annotation, cellular component: nucleus. The transcript is spliced from 5 exons. Gene Ontology annotation, biological process: regulation of transcription by RNA polymerase II. The record is from RefSeq and is a predicted model, not a curated record. Lineage: Eukaryota; Metazoa; Arthropoda; Insecta; Lepidoptera; Pieridae. Gene Ontology annotation, molecular function: protein binding; DNA binding.
CCCUGUGACGACACACAGUUUGUACUUUUGCGUCAUCAUAUCAAGCUGGGCGUUCAAACCGGACGGACGUGUAAACUGGGAUGUCAAGAUUGUAGAAACAUUAUUAUAUUUUUCAAAUGUUUCUAAUAUCAAGGAUAUAAAGAGUACAAAGUAAAUUAGGGUCCCUCAUCUGUCGCCGCCAACAUGGCGUCGGAUGAACAAUUUUCACUAUGUUGGAACAAUUUCCACGCCAACAUGUCAGCAGGCUUUCACGGCCUGCUGUCGCGUGGAGAUUUAGUUGACGUAACGCUAGCUGCCGAGGGCAGGUUACUUCAAGCACAUAAAUUAGUUUUAUCGGUAUGUUCGCCGUAUUUUCAAGAAAUGUUCAAAAUGAAUCCUACUCAACAUCCCAUAGUAUUUUUAAAAGAUGUUAGUCAUUCGGCUUUAAGAGACUUAUUACAGUUUAUGUAUCAAGGUGAAGUUAAUGUUAAACAAGAAGAAUUAGCUACAUUUAUUAGUACCGCGGAACAACUUCAAGUGAAAGGUUUAACCGGUAAUCAAAAUGAAGAAAGUUCCACGCCAUCCAAACCAAAGCCGACCUCAAGGCCAGGCCCUAGGUCGUCACAUCAAAGGCAAUCUGUUAAGUUAGAGACUGAAUUAGAAUCUAAGCCCUCAACUCCAGUAGCUAUUAAGAGAACAAAUAGGCCGUCAAUAGCAUCAAAUAAUUCUUCAUCAUCUCAAAGUGGACCAGCUAAACGGAAAUGUAUCGAUCCCUUGGAAGCCGGGCCUUCUGGCUCGGUUAAAGAGGACUUUGUAACGAUACCUGACGAGGAUGAAAAUAACGCUGUGGCACCGAAAAUGGAACCUGAAUUUGUAAAUGAAAGUAUGUGGGAUGAAGAUGACGAUGGCGCUAAUAAUGACGAGACUAACUUUGGCGAAGACGAUUCUAAUAUGGACAUGGCUGGCUUUGAUGGCUCUACGACUGGCGAUGGCACUAUCUCUGCGGGUGGGGAGGGUGGUGCUGUCGGCGAUGCACAAGCACGUUUUAUUCGAGCGGGAAAAGGAAGACUUUUGCUACACAAAGGUUACACCUUUCGUCUGAAAAACAACUUGGCACAUGGCAGGAAGCAAUGGUACUGCUCAUCCCGCCUCACAUCACGAUGUUUAGCUGAUGUCAAUACGGAAGGCCCGGAAGGUUUCGAACGCAUAGUGCGUUCACGGUACUCUCAUAACCACGCUCCGCCCAAUGUACGGCGUUUUGCCGACGGGCGUUACGUUGUACGUACACCACACCAGAGCGGUCAUCGUGCACCGGCUCCCUACGAUCCUCAUUCACAACUUUUACAACUGCAGCAGGCGUUGGCUCUUUAUGCAUCAACCGCGUAUGCCUCGGCUUCCGCCAACGCUACAGCCGCUGUCACUGCUGCUACAGGCGGCAACGGCCAACAGGCCUCGCCAAAUGCAUUGACAGCUUCCACUCAACAUCAGCCAACGGCUAAACCCUUACUUGUUGACACUCCUCUUAAGGAGGAAAAUUAAUGACUCGAAAUGAUAAUGACGACUAGUUGUUAACUUUGAGCUCUCUUUGAUUGCGCAACUAAAGCACUAGAUCACGAAACGUUAUUUACGGUUAUUUAUCACGUUAUCAAAUCGAAAAAUAUUUUAGAAGCGUUUUAAAAAUUACAUGAAGCGUAUAUGUAAUCAAAUUUUAGAAUAAUUAUAAUAUUGCAUAGGUUAUAAGGGGAUAAGGAAGGAGAAUAUUUAAAGAAUGGCUUCGUUGGAUAAAAUUAGUCGGUAACGUGGACGUAAGUGUUGAAAUCUUGCAUGUAUGGCAUAGGUGUUGUGAUUUCAUGGAUUUUGCGACUACGGUAACAACUUAGACGAUUAGACGGUCUUUUCGAGGUCUAUGAUAAUGUUAUCCGUAUAGCUGGUGUGGGUUAUUUAUGGAAUGAAUAGAAAAUCGAAAGCGUUGAGUAUAAAUAAAUAAAUGAAAAUAUCUAAGUAAUCGGGAGUGCUUUCUGUGUCAUGAUAGGAAUCACAUUUUUUGUGCACGAAGGUAAAGAUUAGAUAAUCAAUGGAAGCACCUCCGAUGAAUCCUGAACAACCUGUUUGCUGAAGUUUAAAUUAGUGGGAGCUUAGAUAUUUACAUUCAUAAAUUUCGUAAUGUAAUGUAAGAUAGAUGGUUAAUAUCUGGAAAUUGGCUCAGUUUAGUGUUUGGUUUAAUUAUUGCUCAUCCAUCUGAGCAGCAUCAUCAGAAUGGAUUAGGACGAUAUAGGCAAGUUGGUCAACACGUGAGGUAGGUUUCAGAACUCGAGAAGGACCGAAAGUUAUUUGCGAUCGAAACGGGUGCGUAGGAACUGUCUGGCAGUGUGUACUGUCAGAAACGUGGAGGAGACUGAAUACGCGAACUCGGUUCGGAUUUUAGCAAUGGGGAUCCCUCAACUGUACUUAGAAAUAUUUAUUUAUUUUGAGAGAUAUUAUAACUUUACAUAUUUCAAGUUGCUAUUUAGACAUUAGACGUCCGCCUCUUUAUCUAUAAGAAUUUGCUGGGUUUUUACUAAUGCAAAUGCCUACCUACUAGCGUGUGCAAGCGCGACAUUCGUUGUGAGCGCGCAAACUCCUACCGAUGUUGUGCUCCUUAGAAUGGAUUUAAGUACUUAAGAACACUCAUCUACCUCUUCACUUUUUAUACGGGUUUACAGAUUAGUUUAAUUAUACAAUUUUAUACACGAAUAAAUACUCAGAAGCUUUACUCGAGUAAGGUGUUAGGUUAGUUUAGGUUAGUCGUAGAGUAUCGGGCGCGUCGGGGCAGUUCUCUGCGCAGGGUCCGGCGUUGCCGCUAUUACCUUAAUAUUAUUGUAACUCAUCUACCUCUUUGAAUAGUUUUAACUGUACUGGAAUGUUUGCUGUUGAUGUCUUUAAUGUGGAUAAGUUCUGAGACUGUUGUCUAAUAUAUUUUAUUAAUUGUUUUCGGAUGAUAAUUUGUUACUUAUCGAAUUUUUCAAUAAUGUGAAUUAUCAUACGUAUCUUAAGACUCUGAUUUAAGUACAAAUUUUUACUAAUUUUUUUAUUGUUAUUAAAUACUUUAGGUAUACACGGUUUUGAUUUAAACAGUUUUAGCAAUUUCUAGACUAAUAAAGCUAUAUAGUUCGUGUCAAAUGGUAGAAAACUAAUAUUUUAUGUUUAUUAAUUAUUAAGGUAUUUAAAACUGAUUAGAUUGAACUUGUUUCAGUAAGUGGAGAAAUAAUAUUGAGACUGAGACCAAAACAUUUAGAUUUAAUUAAUAGUAAUAAUUUGCGCACGUCACAGUAUACUUUAGUUAAAAUAGUAAUAUAACACCCGUUUGACACGACCUAUUGUACCUGAUGCACUAGAUAUGUAUGCCAAACAACGAGUAUGUACUUGUAAGGCCGUGGCGAUGAACAAGAGUAAUUCGUAUUUGACCAAAACAAUUUCAUAUAGGCCUCAGCAAGUGAUUUGGCAAGAUUUUUCGCGAUGAUUCAGAAAGUAGUAACGAGGUCUUAACGACUUGCGCAUCUUACCAAUUUAUUUGCCGGGAACUAAAACUUUUCACAGAUAUUGUCAAUUAAAGCGAUUAUUUCAAGUGCAAUUCCCCGAUUUGCAGAUAGGUUAAAAUAAUAAAUGAAACGAAUUUAUCGUAUUUCUUCGCGUGUUGAAUGUUGUAGCUGUAAUGCCGUUUGAAUGUAAUGUUAGAGAAUCUCACGGAAGGUACUUCAAAUACUAUCGCCACAGCCACUUUAGGGCCCAGUAUAUUGUAAGUUUUAAUAUCUUUAUCUACCUCAUUUAUGAUAACUGUACCUUCGAGUCUUAUAGUGUAAUUUUGUAUUUACCAUUAUAAUAUUAAGAUUUUUGGGUUUAUGUAUGGGGUAUGUUUUGUGAAAUAUUAAAUCGUACUUAUAAAUAA